Molecule: messenger RNA, 369 nt
Organism: Drosophila takahashii
Lineage: Eukaryota; Metazoa; Arthropoda; Insecta; Diptera; Drosophilidae
Product: rRNA 2'-O-methyltransferase fibrillarin
Source: RefSeq, a predicted model, not a curated record
ACUUGGAAGUCACUACCAGUUACGGAUAUCCAGAUCAUCAUGCGCUUUACUCUGCUCGCUAUCUUCCUCUUCGGAGUGAUCUUUGCCGUUGUAUCCGCCGGUGGAAAUGGCGGUGGGGGUGGAGGCCAAGGAGGCUGGCAGAAGAAUGGAGGAGGAGGUGGUGGUGGCCAAGGAGGCUGGCAGCAAGGAGGAGGAGGAGGAGGCGGUGGCCAGAAGCAUGGAGGCGGCGGAGGCGGCCAAGGAGGCUGGCAGAAGGGCGGUGGAGGCGGCGGCGGUGGCAAGCACGGAGGUGGAAAUGGCGGUGGUGGCAAGCAUGGAGGCGGCGGCGGUGGAGGUGGUGGUGGAAAGCAUGGAGGUGGCGGCUGGUAA